AUGGAUGAAUCAGACCUACAAAAGCUACCAUAUUUGCAAGCAAUUAUUAAAGAAACAUUUAGACUCUAUCCAGCUGGGGCAGUUCUAAUUCCCCAUGAAUCCAAAGAAGCAUGCAACGUUGGGGGCUUUCAUGUCCCCAUAGGAACACGAUUGUUAGUGAAUGUUUGGGCAAUUCAGAGGGACCCUAAAGUGGGGGAGCAGCCCUUGCAAUUCAAUCCUGAAUGGUUUUUGAAGAGUGAGAAUGAAAUUGAUGUUAAAGGGCAACAUUUUGAAUUGAUUCCAUUUGGGUCAGGUAGGAGAAUGUGCCCGAGCAUGUCUCUUGCACUGUGUGUGGUUUCAUAUACGUUGGCAUGCUUGCUUCAUAGCUUUGAAUGGAGUGUUCCACCGGGUAAUGUAAUUGAGAUGAAAGAGGGAUUUGGACUUACAAUGCCCAAGGCAGUUCCAUUGGAGGCUAUCAUUAAGCCUCGCCUUCCUCUUCAUCUUUACUAA
Cryptomeria japonica (Japanese cedar) is the source of this 489-nucleotide messenger RNA. RefSeq names its product xanthotoxin 5-hydroxylase CYP82C4-like. Bases 1 to 489 code for a protein of 162 amino acids. The record is from RefSeq and is a predicted model, not a curated record. Gene Ontology annotation, molecular function: heme binding; monooxygenase activity; iron ion binding. NCBI's taxonomy places the organism in Eukaryota, Viridiplantae, Streptophyta, Pinopsida, Cupressales, Cupressaceae. The transcript has a single exon.